UUAUAUGCGUACUGCUUUUCCUCAGGUGUCCGUGAUGUAAGUAGUCUGAAUGCUGAGAGCUCCUUGGCAGACUUGGGCUUGGAUUCGUUGAUGGGUGUGGAGGUGCGCCAGACACUGGAGAGGGACUACGACAUCGUUAUGACCAUGAGAGAAAUUCGACUGCUUACAAUCAACAAACUGCGUGAACUUUCCUCCAAGUCUGGGACGGCAGAGGAGAUGAAACCAUCACAGCUUACGAAGACUGGCCCGGGUGAGCCUCCAAAACUAGAUUUGAACAACUUGUUGGUGAAUCCAGAAGAUCCAACAAUCACCCGUCUCAACGACGUUCAGAGCACGGAGCGCCCUCUUUUCCUUGUUCACCCCAUUGAAGGAUCUACUGCAGUCUUCCACACUCUUGCCUCCAGACUUCAUAUGCCAUGCUACGGGCUGCAGUGCACAAAAGCUGCUCCCCUGGACAGCAUACAGAGCCUGGCAGCCUAUUACAUUGACUGUAUGAAGCAGAUACAGCCUGAAGGACCUUACCGUAUUGCUGGAUAUUCUUUCGGUGCCUGUGUAGCCUUUGAAAUGUGCUCACAACUACAAGCACAACAAAAUGCUUCCCAUGCACUCAACAGUCUAUUCCUUUUCGAUGGGUCCCAUUCGUUUGUGGCAGCAUAUACUCAAGUAAGAGAUGCUAGGAAAAUUUUCCGUCUGGAGACCAUCCUGUCUCAACAGAGCUCAUGCUUUGGGAGUUUAUUAUUCU
Molecule: messenger RNA, 742 nt
Organism: Tinamus guttatus (white-throated tinamou)
Lineage: Eukaryota; Metazoa; Chordata; Aves; Tinamiformes; Tinamidae
Source: RefSeq, a predicted model, not a curated record